Messenger RNA from Pantherophis guttatus, 3376 nucleotides. The record is from RefSeq and is a predicted model, not a curated record. Lineage: Eukaryota; Metazoa; Chordata; Lepidosauria; Squamata; Colubridae.
GCGGCGGGGAAAAUCCGAGACCCGGAGGUUCCGAAGGAGGUGGAAAAGAAAGGCGAAGGGAGUCCUUUGGACCGCUCCGGAGGAGGAAAUACAAACUAUGGUGCAAACAGAAAACUGAAACCAGCUACUAUCAACAACACCAUAGAACUCAGUAGAGUCCUAAAUCAACUAUAAAUUAAGAAAUCCCGUUCCUGAAAGCCAAAACAUGAAACAGCUACCAGCAGAAACUGUUCGACUUCUUUCUAGUUCGCAGGUCAUUGUAUCAGUUGUCAGUGUGGUUAAAGAACUGGUAGAGAAUUCUUUGGACGCUAAUGCAACCAGUAUUGAUGUUAAGUUGGAGAACUAUGGUUUUGAAAAGAUUGAAGUACGAGAUAAUGGUGAUGGGAUUAAGGCAGUUGAUGUUCCUGUGAUGGCAAUGAAGCACUACACAUCAAAAAUAAGCUCUUCUGAGGACCUUGAAAGCUUGAGCACAUAUGGUUUUCGUGGCGAAGCUCUGGGCUCUAUUUGUAGCAUAUCACAGGUUUCUAUUACAACAAGGACAGCUGCUGAUGAUUUUAGCACCCAGUACAAUUUUGAUACAAGCGGUCAUAUAAUUUCUCAGAAGCCAUCUCAUCUUGGAACAGGGACAACUGUAACAGUUCAAAAGCUGUUCAAGAAUCUGCCUGUAAGAAAACAGUUUUAUUCUACAGAUAAGAAAUGUAAGGAAGAAAUUAAAAAAACUCAGAAGAUGUUGAUGGCCUAUGGCAUUAUAAAACCAGAACUCAGGAUAAUGUUUACGCAUAACAAGACAAUUAUAUGGCAGAAGAACAGGGUACUAGAUCAUAAAAUGGCUUUCAUGGAAGUAGUGGGACCUGCUGUUAUGAAGAACAUGGUACCUUUUCAGCAGCACCGUGAAGAUCUGGAGAUAUCUUUCAGUGGCUUUGUUCCAAAGCCUGAUUCAGAUAAAGGUUUGACAGGUCAUUCGAACUCAGAAAGAAGUUACAUUUUUAUAAACAGCCGACCAGUGUAUCAAAAAGAAAUUCUCAAGCUUGUUCAAGUGUACUAUAGCAAGGAUUUUAAUCGUUUGUUCCCGAUAUUCUUUCUCAAUAUUACUAUUCCUCCAUCUGCUGUGGAUGUCAAUUUACUACCAGAUAAAUCUCAAGUAUUAGUACAUAAUAAGGAGUCUAUCUGUCUUGCUAUUGAAGAGAGUUUGAUAUCAUUAUAUGGACCAUUAAAUAGUUCUGUGUCUAAUGAAAUGAAUACAACCAACAAUACCUCAAAAGAUAUUAAUGAAGCCGAACAAGAAGUUACAGGCAAAUCUUGUACAAGAAUAAAUCCACUUGCUUGUACUUCACAAUAUUCACUUAGUAAUGACAUACAAAAUGCAAAUGUACAGGAAAACAGAUUAGUUGGCAAUCAAAGAAUAUAUAAUCAUUCUCAUGAUAUAUCUACUGAAAUUGAAAUACCUGAUAAUGAAAUAGUUGGAUAUGAUCAAUUUCAGGAUUACCAACCAAAUAAUGUACUUUGUCAAGAUCAACAGAAUAAGAAAAUAUUUAAUCUAGAUGAUAAUACUGCAAUUCAGUGUGAGAAUAGCAUGGAGAGUGAUUCAAGAAAUUACAGUUUUCAAGAAGAAAAAGAAGGAGCCAAAACCUCUGCAGAUUCAUCUGAAAUCACUGCUGAUAAAUGGAGUCUGGGGAAUGCAUUUAAAAAUUCCAGGGCAGAAAAUCUGGAACCUGUUCAGAUUUUAAUUCCAAAUAUGGAUGAAGUAAGAACUCAAACGAAAAAGAGUGGCCUAGCAAAACUCCAAGAAGAAAGUAACAAUCAAAUUGUUAAAAAAACAAAUGUGAUAAAAGAUAAAAUGGGUCAGAUUACAGCCUAUGACUUAAUUAGUAAUAAGGUUAUCAGGAAAUCCAUGUCAGCAUUUGAACUUUUUGUUCAAGACUACUCUCCUGAUUCAUUGAGUGAAAUUACCAAAUUAAACUCUGAAAAACUACUGCUGAAAAUGGAAGCAGUGUGGAACUCAUUGAAUGAAGAAGAAAAAAAGAAAUAUGAGGAAAAAGCUGGCAAAGAUCUGGAACGAUACAACAAGCAAAGCAGAAAAGCUAUGUGUCAGAAUAUGCAAACAUCAAUGAGGGAGAGAGAGAAAAGACACAAGAUUAAACAAAAAGACUGCUUAAAUAAUCAGCAAAAAUUGGACACACUUUUUAAUUCACAAAUAAGAAAGAAGCAUGAUGAUUACCAAGCAAGAAAAACUGUACAACUGCCUUUCUCCAUGGAUGCAUUCAAACAAAAACUUCAAAGGCUUGAACAUAAAAAGGCAGAUCAAGAGGAAUCUUGCUUAAUUCGCCUUCCGAAUUUUCCUGAUACAUGGAUACUUGCCUCUGAGGAAAAAAUAGAGAUGCUAAAUCCAUACAGAAUAGAAGAAGCCCUUCUCUUCAAAAAACUAAUUGAAAACCAUAAGCUUCCUAUAGAGAAAUUGGACAGUCCUAUUAUAUUAACUGAGAGUCUUUUUAGUGACUCUCAUUAUAUGGAAGUGCUUUGCAGUAUGUCUAGAGAAAGUGCAAGAUUUGAUGGAUCAUCCUAUUUGUUGGAUCCCAGGCUUGUAGCAAAUGGAUUUAAGAUAAGGAUAAUACCAGGUACUUCAGCUGUGGAAAGUGAGCUGGAAAUAGAAGGAAUGACCAGCUGUCUGCUAUAUUAUGGUAUAUCAGAUUUGAAGGAAAUUCUAAGUGCUGUGAUAAAUAAUAAUGCACAAGAAGUCUAUGAAUGCAGACCUCUUAAAGUGGUAAACUAUUUGGAGGGAGAAGCAGUCCGGUUAUCCCGAAAAUUGCCUUUAUAUUUAUCAGAAGAAGACGUACAGAAUACCAUAAACAGAAUGGGGAAGCAACUUGGAACCCAACAUAACAGCUGUGUCCAUGGUCGUCCAUUUACUCAUUUCUUAACAAAAAUACCACCAAGUAACUAGAAAGGAAUGGAAAAUACUGUUUAAAAUCAUUUCACCCUUUUACAUAUGUUAUACUAUGGACAUUUAUAUUUUUAAAAUUAGUAUUUGGCUAUAACUACUGUAUUAGAAUUUGGUUUGAAAUUCAUGUGAAGGUUAUAUUGAAAAUAACCUGUACUUCUUUCUGUAUAUGAAUAUUCCAAGUUCAUAUCAGCUGGACCUAUAUAUUUAAUGCUGCAUACUUUUAUUUAUAGAUAACCUUGUAAAAAAUAACAGGAGAAACUGUUAACCAAAAUACGCAUUUCUACAUCAUAAACAUUGUUCACAAAUGUUUGGGUAAAGAUAUAUUUUUUUUAAUUUCUCUUCUUAGACAUACUUUUUGAUAUAAAAUACAAUCAAUGUAAUUUCUUAUUUUUUUAUAAUAUGCUCCUGAAUAAAAUAUGUAUAUGGAAAAACAGA